Molecule: messenger RNA, 2730 nt
Organism: Hyposmocoma kahamanoa
Lineage: Eukaryota; Metazoa; Arthropoda; Insecta; Lepidoptera; Cosmopterigidae
Gene: yki
Product: transcriptional coactivator yorkie
Exons: 6
Coding region: 92-1420 (442 amino acids)
Biological process (GO): positive regulation of transcription by RNA polymerase II; hippo signaling
Cellular component (GO): cytoplasm; nucleus
Molecular function (GO): transcription coactivator activity; protein binding
Source: RefSeq, a predicted model, not a curated record
GGGUGGCGCCGCGCCAGCCCGUUGCGUGCUAGUGUUGUGUCACAGCGGUGGGCCAGGUCGGUUUCGAGAUUUCGUUCGUCCCGACUGAAUCAUGGCUCUUAACACGGACGGUGAACAGAAAUCGAACCUGGUCCUCCGCGUGGACCAGGAUUCGGAGACGGUUCUACAGUCAUUGUUCGACACAGUGCUCAAGCCGGACUCGAAGCGGCCGCUACAGGUGCCUCUACGUAUGCGACAGCUUCCAAAGUCGUUCUUUAACCCGCCGUCGACCGGUUCCAAGUCGCCAUCUGUGUCUCACUCGCGAGAAAACUCGGCUGACUCGGCAUUCGGAUCGUCGUCCGCGACUGGCGCCGCGCCGGUGUCACACUCUAGAGCACACUCAUCGCCCGCGAGCUUGCAGCAGACUUACGCGGCGGGCCAGCAGACUCAGCAACCGCCGCUACACCACCAACAUACCAAACAGAGAUCCUAUGAUGUCGGCUCACAUAUUCCAGAUGAACUGGGACCCCUCCCUGCUGGAUGGGAACAAGCGCGCACUCCUGAAGGACAGAUAUAUUAUCUCAAUCACAUAACAAAGACUACGACAUGGGAGGACCCGCGGAAGUCACUCGCGGCGCAAGCUGUCACCAACAGCGUCCAGCACCAAAGCGCCGAGACGCUACUCUCACAGAACACAGCCCAAACGAUCAAUUCACCUACCACAGCAGCAGCGAAGAGUACAAGUAGUAACACGACGACAGACCCGCUGGGGUCGCUGCCUGAUGGCUGGGAACAAGCCACCACACCAGAAGGCGAGAUUUACUUCAUCAAUCACGCGGCACGCACCACGUCCUGGUUCGACCCUAGAAUACCUCAACACUUGCAACGUACACCAGUUGGCAGCACCGGUGCGGCAGGCGGCGACUGGGCCAGCGCCUCGCUGCAAGCCUGCCAGCAGAAGCUGCGCUUGCAGUCGCUGCAGCUCGAAAGGGAGCGUCUCAAGCACCGCCAGCAGGAGAUCAGACUUCAGCAAGAGUUAAUGGCCCGACAAGCGUCAUCGAUUGUGUCGUCGCUAUCAGGAAGUACAACCGUCGCAAGCACAGAGUUGCCAUUGGACCCAUUCUUGUCAGGAUUAACGGAUCAUCAACGGCAGGAAUCAGCUGACAGUGGCCUUGGCAUGGCUGUUACCCAGUCCUACUCGAUGCCUCACACGCCUGAAGAUUUCCUCGCCGGCAUGGAUGACCGUAUGGACUGCAGCAGUGAGACCGGCGCCAACCUUGACUCCACGGACAUUGCGCUCGGCGACAACAUCGACUCUACAGAUGACUUGGUAUCGUCUUUACAGUUGAGUGAGUUCCCAAACGACAUACUGCUGGAUGAUGUGCAGUCUCUGAUAAACUCUACACCGAGCAAGCCCGACAACGUGCUCACGUGGUUGUAAGACCUAUCUAACAAACUUUCAAAUUAGGUAUUAUUUGUUAAUUUAGUACUUACCGCUUCAAGCCGCUCGACCGUUAUACAGUGUCGGUGACUAAACGGUAACUGUGUAAAUUUCAAUAUGAAAUGACAAUAACGUAUCGUGUGAUCGGACGUGAGUUGGAGUGCCGAGUGAGUCCGGUAGUGAAUGUGCGAUCGCCCCAACCACUUAUUAUGCAGAAUUGGUAUAAUGUCUCUGCAUUUAUUCGAAUGAGAUAGAAUUACAAAAUUCUGUGUAACUAAUAAGUGAAACUACGAAAUAAAUGAAGAAUUUAGUGUGUGCGACUCUGUAAUAACAGUGUACGUGAUGUAACUAAUUGAAGAUCAUUUCGGCGUCACUUGUUUGUAAACGAUGUAUUUGGGUACAUUGUAAGGGCAUUCAGGAUAGCAUGCAAUGUCAUUUGACUCCUUGGCACCCUUACAAGUAAAAAUGUUGCGACUUGCAUGCUGUCAGAUUGAUUCAGUUCAAAAGUAAAAGGGCUAAGUAACUAUAGGUAGUAGGCCAUGACUAUCAUAAUGGCUAGUCAUAUUUAGUUACUAGAUGACGGUUCCUGCAAGCCUUCUUUCCUUGCUGAAAGUUGCCGCGUUGCAAUCCAUCUCUCGUGAAUUAGGUUUCUCAUAUUCUUUCAUUUGAGAUUAUAGGAAAUCCCUUUUCCGUUUGGUUGUUUAGGUAAAAUAUGAUGUGUCGCUGAUUCGGACGAUAGCGUCUCAUUAUCGUAAACUAAGAUUGUGAUAACAUCUCGACGUAACAGUGCCUUAUUGUGCCUUUAUAAAAAUUAUUUAUUGCGUUUUGUAAUUUAGAUGAUAUCGAUAUAUUUCUACAUUUUUUUCUAUGUUCAGAUAUUGAUGUAUUAAAUAAAUAAAUCGGACAGAAUUAAACUACUUAUUUUAGUAACGUGUUUUGUCUACUUACCGUCCUUGUGUAUUUUUGAGAUUAUGCUUAGUGUUAAGUUUUAUAGGUAAUCGUAAACUAGACAAUAAUGUCAGCAGCUAUUAUCUUAACUAUUAUGUUUUGUCGGUAAACAAUGUGGUGCAGCUAGGUAGCGACAUAGGGAUAGCGAGUAGUAUGCAACGGACAGCCGACGGAACCUUUGACCUUGGUAUGUAGCGUAAAACAAAUGGUGCGUCGGCUUUCGAUAUUGACAACUUUACGAGAACGUGCAAUAUCGUAAUAGUUGUCUUCACGGGAUUUAUCAUCCAACAUGGUGCCAACUGCAGACGCUGUUCUAGCAUGUUUUUACUGUUGAGUAUUACUUCGUUAAACUUCUUAUCUUA